Molecule: messenger RNA, 2664 nt
Organism: Zea mays
Lineage: Eukaryota; Viridiplantae; Streptophyta; Magnoliopsida; Poales; Poaceae
Exons: 9
Coding region: 1454-2320 (288 amino acids)
Source: RefSeq, a predicted model, not a curated record
UGUGCAGGGUGCCAGGUGUACCACAAGUUUGUUGAUAAUCUUGGUCUAGUUGUUGAGUAUGAUCUACGAGAGGAAAAUGUGGUACAAGGAGAAAAUGUGAUUGAUACUAAUUCUGAAGAUUGAUCUGUUGUGAGAAGCAGUGUUGUCAUCACCUUCGCUAUCCUUGGCAUCACCCUUCUUUCCCUUGAGGAACCGAAUAAGGCCCGGUGUCGUCAUUCCUCAUAAGCACUUCUGAGAUCUCUGUUGGAGUCAGCAUCACCUCCUUAGGUCAAUGCUUGUUUACCAGUACACGAGAAAAUGGAAGCUGGAUGCUUCUUUACCAAUACACCAGCAUUUACAGAACCACUAGGAGCAACAGCAGCAUACUAUGUCAAAAACCAACAUGAGACGCCGGCAUGGUUUGGACUUGAAUGGUCUCUCCUACUGUUACGCGAUGAAAGUAUGCUAUCAGGAUGAAGAAUGCAUGACUGGAACAAGGAAGGAACGCAGCUUCAUGGAGUGGUUAGGGUGGGUUCCGUCAAAUGACACUGUUCUCACAGAAUCACAAGCAGGGGCCGUUGGAUGUCUGCACUUCGCAGCAGCAACAGGAUGACGAUGACGAGGAUGCCCGUGAAUGCAGGUGGCAGUGCAAAUGUGCGGUUUCCUGAAAGCGAAAAAAAAGGGUGGUGUUUCGAGUGGCCUCCAGUACAAAGACCGCACAGAGCGAGUGGAGAUUUUGGAGAAAGAAGAUUUGUCGGAGUGGGAUACGGAAGCACUGCCCGAUUCCAGAUCUGGCAGGACGCAAGGGCACUCUGGUCUGGUCUGGCAGGAUAAAUAUACGAUGAUGGUGGUGCACUGGUGCUGCGUCUUUUGCAUAUUUAUUAUGCAAAUAGCAACACUAACAUAAAAAAAAGAUAGAAAAAAGAAGAUUAAACCCAAAGUUUGGUCUCUGGUAGCCUAGUCUGCGCUGAGCUGGUAGUGGUAAAGUGAUAAAACAAGCAGUGAAAUACUAACUUUGUGCAGGACAAAAAAAAAGAUUCAAUAGCACUGGCCUGAAUGGAAAGAUGAAAAAGAUAGAAAAGAAAAGAAGAUUCAUCAGUGGUGGUGCUGGCUGCAGUAUCAAAUAUUCCCUGACCCAACAUGCUGGGCGCCCCGGAUUCCAGAACAGGCACAGUGGGCUCUCCUCCGCUACAGCAGCAGCGACAACGCACCUCCUUAUUUUCCUUUUUUUUUUUUUUUUUUUUGCCCCAACCCACCUCGUUCGGUCGCUUUUCUUUGCUAGUGGAAGUGGAUUGGUUGAUUGAUCGCACAGAAGAAGAAUUCACACCCACACACACAGACCGAGCUGCCGUCCGCUGCUCUCUCCACCCCUCCUCUCCUCGCGGAACAGGCAGGCAGGCAGGCUGGGAUUCCCCGUCCGCGGGGGGAGGUGGCAUUCGCCGCUAGGGCAGGACGGGGAAGGCUGGCGUCCGGCAUGGCGACCGAGGAGGUACUCCAUAAGGUCCAGAGUCUUAUAUUGCGCUGCCUUCAGAUGUACAUGGACCAGAAAGAAGUGGUCGAUGCCCUCUCCCACCACUCGAAGAUAGAGCCCUGCAUUACUGAACUUGUUUGGCGACAACUUGAGCAUCAAAAUCCUCUGUUUUUCAAGGCGUACUAUAUGAGACUAAUGCUUAAGAAUCAAAUAAUGGUCUUCAACAAGCUUCUUCAGGAUCAGUUUGAGGUUAUCAAUAAAGAAUUUUCUUCAGGGAUCCCUUCUAUGUCGCUUCCUAAUGGCUCUAACUCCAACCUAUUGAAGCAAAAUCCAUGCUUUUUGCCAGAGACUGCUCCUGGAUCUGCAAUGCCAGAUGGUAUAAUGCACAAUGGAAGUUCGCGUGGUAUAAUAAAUGGCACACCAUCUGGCGAUCAAUUGCUCAAUGCUAGUAAAGACUUGCAUGGCCUUCAUAAUGGAAUAGAUGCUUCGACUAGUCUGCAGUCAGACCAGAACGCAGCUGCUGUGCUGUAUGGUGUAGACAACGAGACAAGUGCAACGAUAAAGACCGAGUCUUGCUAUUCGAGCAAUGCUGAUUUUGCUUUCUGUGGGAAUACUUUCCUGGAAUCGUGCCAGUCAAUAGGCGAUGCAUCUGGUGGUGGAUCCUUCAGUAGCUCAGAGCUGAACGGGCAACCACUAAACGAUUCAAUUCUGGAUAUGGAAUCAUCGUCAUUUAGCUUCUUGAACCAAAUGCCCCAAAGCUUCAUCUUUCCGGACUUGGGAGACGAUUUCAACCAAAGUGCAGAGAUAACACAAUUUCUCACCCCGGAAACAAAUUUCUCCGAUUCGACAGGGGGAGACCAUACAGGUUGAGCGGGGUCAUGCACAGCGCACCAACCAUUUGUACAUACGCUCAUGGGCAGUCAAACCUGCACUGAUGAAGAGCUUGAGGACCUUUUGAUCUAGCUGUUUCUUUUUUCUACUCUUCUCGUCUUAUAUUGUGGUAGUUUAUGGGUUGGUCUUCUGGUAUGCCCUGCGAUGGCGUCGUUAUCGUGCCUUGUACAUUGCCGUGCUUGUGUAAGAAACAUUAGGAGCGGCGUUGUUCGCGUCAGCAUUGAUUUGGCUAAUUCCUCCGCUUGGCUUGGCUUGUACAACGAAUUUUAUCAAAAUAUUAACUGGAUUCUGAAAUCGAGAUUUUCGACCAUCGGUUUGUGCUA